CAAGCACUGAGAGGAACAUCUCGUCAUGCACUGUCAGAUCCUCCUGCCCUACUGAAUUAACCGACAAUGGCCACUCAAGCUUUUUUGGUUUCUUCUUCUGCAAUUCCAAGCGAAAGCAUUCCUCACCAAACCUGCAACGUGUUCACAUACAAGGAGGCGGCUCGGGUCCUUUUUCCCACCUUCUACAUCAUCGUACUUGUCAUUAGUGUCUCAGGCAACAGCCUGGUCUUGUACAUUACUUGCCAGAAAAAGCAGAAGUUCAACUCCACAUCGCUGUACCUGAUCAACCUGGCAAUCUCUGACACCCUCUUCACUCUUGCUCUGCCUGGUAGGAUUACCUAUGACAUCCUUGGUUUCGACUGGCCCUUUGAAGAAGCCCUCUGCAGGCUGACUGCCAUGAUCUUCUAUUCCAACACAUACGCUGGCAUCGCUUUCAUGACCUGCAUCAGCAUAGACCGCUACCUGGCCAUGGUACACCCACGCAGGUGCCUGAGGCUCAGGAAUGUGAAAGUGGUGCGAGGCAUCUGUGUCCUGGUCUGGGUAAUUGUUCUUCUGAAGACAUCUCCUCUGCUCUUCAGAACCAUGAUGAAGAAGUGGGAUGAGCAUCGCACAUGCAUGGAGUACUCCAGUUUGAAUGAAUCUCCAAAGAUGCCAUAUGUGCUUCUGUUUACCUGUGCCACUGGGUUCUGCGUUCCACUGGGACUCAUCCUUGGCUGCUACAGCCAGAUCAACUCUAAGCUUUCCAGGAUGGCCAAGGAGAAUCCCAUGACCAUUGCCAUCAGAGAGAGAGAGAACUUCCCUACUGUGCGUGCAAAACAAGUGUUAUUUUGUUUUGCUGAGCGCAGGGCCCGCGUGGUGUGA
Colossoma macropomum (tambaqui) is the source of this 861-nucleotide messenger RNA. Its product is annotated as G-protein coupled receptor 183-like. Gene Ontology annotation, cellular component: membrane. Gene Ontology annotation, biological process: G protein-coupled receptor signaling pathway. The record is from RefSeq and is a predicted model, not a curated record. Gene Ontology annotation, molecular function: oxysterol binding; G protein-coupled receptor activity. The coding region runs from base 67 to 861 and encodes 264 amino acids. Lineage: Eukaryota; Metazoa; Chordata; Actinopteri; Characiformes; Serrasalmidae. The transcript is spliced from 2 exons.